Auanema sp. JU1783 is the source of this 753-nucleotide messenger RNA. The record is from the annotation of a GenBank genome assembly. NCBI's taxonomy places the organism in Eukaryota, Metazoa, Nematoda, Chromadorea, Rhabditida, Rhabditidae.
AUGGCUCCAAGAACAGUAUUGAUCACUGGUGCUAACCGAGGAAUCGGUUUGGGACUUGUUAGAACUUAUUUGAAGAACCAAGACAUCAAGCAUAUUUUCGCAACCAGCAGAAAACCUUCCGAAGCUAAAGAAUUGAACGAAAUCAAGGAUCCUCGCCUCCACCAUCUUCAACUUGAUGUUCAGGAUGAUGAAUCCAUCAAGAAAGCUCUUGCUCAGGUUGAAAAUAUAGUUGGAGAAGAUGGUUUGACUCUUCUCAUCAACAAUGCUGGAAUGUACUCCAAAUAUGGAACAGAGAAAGAAAUAAACCGCUCUAUCAUUAACAACAUUUUGGAUGCAAAUGCCGUUUCUGUUGUAAUUAUGAUUCAAUACUUCCUCCCUCUUCUCAAGAAAGCAUCCGCCCUGGAUACUUCAGAAAAGUUUUCAACUGAUCGUGCUGGUAUUGUUAAUAUUUCAUCUGGCAUGGGAUCGAUAGGUGAUAACACAACGGGAUCUGGAGAAAUCGACGUUCUCGCAUACCGUAUGAGCAAGACAGCUGUUAAUUCUAUCACAAAAACGAUAUCCAUUGAUUUGAAGAAAUAUCACAUUUUAGUCGCCUGUUUCUGCCCUGGUUGGGUAAAAACUGACAUGGGGGGACCGAAUGCUGCAUUGACGAUUGACCAGAGCAUGGACCAGCUAGUUCCUUCCAUCUCAAAGUUGGACGAUUCUCACACUGGUGGAUACUUUAAAAUAAACCUUGACGUUAUUCCAUUUUAA